AUGGACACCGUCAGCAUGAAGGACUUUGCACUAAUAAAAGUGCUCGGCAAAGGCGGUAAGACAAUGUUUUGCGACUUGUUUAUGAAGCGUGAAUUUUAUUUACUAUGUUAUACUGUUUAUGUGCUCGUUUUGGAGUUUGGACUUGAGUUUGUUUUGAUUAAAUUAUCUGUUUUCUUUUUUCGUCUUGUUUGAAGAUCAUGGAUAAUAUUAUUUGUUAAUAAACUAGAUGAAGAUUCAGAUGCAUUUGUCUAAUUCUUUACAAUAUUUCAGCUUAUGGCAAAGUCUUUCUUGUGCGAAAGAUUGGCGGCUCAGACCAUGGAAUUUACUACGCAAUGAAGGUAUUGAAGAAGGAACGCGUAGCCAGCAAGCAGAAGUCAUUGGAACAUGCGUUGAUGGAACGAAAGGUGCUGAUCCAACUACGCGGAUGCCCUUUUCUGGUCAAUAUGAUAUAUGCCUUUCAGUCCGAGUCCAAAUUACACAUCAUAAUGGGUACGUUCAUUCGGUUUCUUGUGAUUUAUGUUUAGAAUACGUUAGUGGAGGUGAAUUAUUCACACAUCUCUGCCGCCGGCGGUAUUUCCCGCCACAAAUGGCUCGAUUUUACUUAGCUGAACUGGCCGUUGCUUUGGAGUAUGUACAUCAGGUAUUUGAAUAUACGUGUCGCCUGGUUUUGUGUCUGUUUUGUUGUUUAGUUAUGAGUUGUAUAAGGUGGUGUAGAAGAAGGUAAUUAAGGUGAUUGCAGAACGGCGUGAUAUACCGUGACUUGAAGUUGGAGAAUAUAUUGUUGGACAGUGAUGGCCAUGUCAAAUUGACGGACUUUGGACUUUCCAAGGCAUUUGAUAUUGAUAAGGAGGUUGGUUUAACUGUGAUUGUCUAAAAUAACUUUAAUAUUUUUAAAAUAAACCUAAACUAAAAGAAAGUCAAAAUUAUUAAAAAAAUGUUUUUAAAAAACGCAGUAAAGUUCUAGAAAUAUGUUAUUUUAAUGAAAUAAAGACGUAUUUUAUGUUUUAGCUCAGUUUGGCCCAUUCAUAUUGUGGUACAGUUGAGUAUUUGGCUCCGGAAGUUGUGAAACGUGACCCAGCUGGAUAUAACAAGUUGGCUGAUUGGUGGAGUUACGGAGUGAUAGCUUUUGAGUUACUUACUGGCUGUUCACCAUUUACUGUGGAUGGAGAUCAUAAUUCGGCUAGAGAGGUUGGAAGGUAACUUGACUUAUUUUUUUGGUGUUUAGCUGAGGUUGUUCAGAUUCUGUGCUUCCUUCCAAAGCAAAUUUGUGGGAUUAGGGGCGCAGAACUAAGUGAACAACCUAAUAUUUAAUUUUUAUCAAAUAUAAAAUUGAAAAUGGCACAUUUUUGAUGAUUUAUAGCUGAAAUUUAGGCGUAUUCUGGAGAAAACUGUGCCAUACCCAAAGAACAUGGACUCAGUGUGCCGCAACUUUAUCGCAUCGUUCUUGGAGAGGGAUCAGAGCAAAAGAGUAGGCAGUAAUGACAUCAAGGACUUUGAGAAGCAUCCGUUUUUCAAAGGAAUCGAUUGGGAUUCUGUCAGGAACAGAAACCUCGAGUCUCCUUUCAAACCUCAUGUUGGUGGGCAGGUAAUCAUUACUUAAAUGGUUACUAUAACAUUGUUAUUUAAAGUUGAAACUUGUUUUGACAGUUUUUGUUCUUUGUGUCGUUUUGAAAUGCUUUUCUCGUCUAAAAGUGUGUUAUUAAUGUAGGUAUGUUUCAGAACGACGUACGAAACUUUGCUCCAGAAUUCACGGCAAUGGAGCCGGUCUUUACUCCGGGAGACGUGCCUGAUUCUUACAAUACUAGCAUGUUUAUGGUAAGAUAUAUUUUUUACUUUAUUUAUAUAUGCUAAUUUUGCUUUUUUCCGUAUUUUACAAUUAAUUCUUUAUUCUUUUUAUAAUAUUUUAGGCAUGUUUAGGUAACAAAUUUUAUCAAAAUAUAAUUUUCUUUUUCUUUGUUUUAUAAUUUCUUCUUUGUAAUAUGUAUACCAUUUUCGGUAUUUUUAGGUAACAACUUAGCUAUAAAAAUAAAUUUUCAGGGAUAUUCUUACAUAUCGCCGUCGGUAAUGUACUCAAAUAACAAUGUGAUUGGGGAAGAGAAUUUGGACAGUAAUUUGAAUAUAAAACAAUCUCCAUUCUUUGAAAAAUACGAGUUGGUACUCACGAAUGACGGAUUCUUAGGGCAUGGCACUUUUUCAGUUUGUCGGUAAGGAUGUACUUUAUCUUUUUUACAUUGCUAUGUCAAAUUUGAAUAUAAUUUGAAAUAUGAUAUGUGUAAGGUUAGUUAUGGACAUGUCAUUUUUGUCUGGGGAAAGCGGUUAUUAAUAUCUAUAUUAAAAUUUGGUCUUAUAUUAAUAUAGAUAAACCCUACUUUUUCAGUAAAUGUCGCCGCAUAUCAGAUGGAAAACAAUUUGCAGUCAAAAUCGUGAGCCAAAAGUUUUCCCACCAAGCCAGAAGAGAAGUCAGAAUCCUCGAAACCGUGAAUCCACACCCGAAUAUCGUCAACUUCGUGGAAGUCCUCGAAGAUUACCUUCAUUUUUAUAUUGUGUUAGAACUGUUGUCAGGAGGGGAACUGCUUCAUCGACUCAAGAAUCUGAAUGCUUUUACUGAAUGUGAAGCUUCCAAGUUCAUGUCUGAGUUAGUGGCAGCCGUCUCGCAUUUACACUCCAAGUCGGUGGUUCACAGGGAUUUGAAGCCCGAGGUAUGUUGUUGUAGGUAUAGGUGUUGUGUAAGAUGGAAAGGCCGUAAACAUCAUUUUUUAUGAUAAAAAUGGUGAAAACUGAAACAUUGUUACCUAAAUUAAUAUUUUUGUGCUGUAAACAAAGUUUUCUUUAUCAAAAAAUGGCUUAAGAUGAACAAAUAUUACCUAAAAUUUAAUUUUUGAGCUGUAAAGAAAGUUUUAUCAAUAAUUCUCAAAAAUUUUAGAACAUUUUAUUCGAAAACGACACUCCAGAAGCCACGAUCAAGUUGAUUGACUUUGGCUUUGCUCGUCUCUUACCAAAUACGUAUGAACAAUUGACUACACCUUGUUUCACAUUGGCGUACGCGGCUCCAGAAGUCAUCGAAGUUGAGGAUGAACUGCCACAAUAUAACCAACAAUGCGAUUUGUGGAGUUUGGGAGUGAUAAUGGUAUGUUGUAGUAGGGAUUGGGAUGUGGAAUGUGAAUAAAAGACAGUUUUUAGGUAGAGUAGAGUAAGAUAGGGUAUGGUAAGGUAGAGUAGGGUAAGGUAGACUUCAUAAAUGUUGAGCAUGAUAUGGUAUGAUAUAUUAAGGUAGUGUAAGAAAUGUAAGAGUAGAGUAGAGUAAGGUAGACUCUGUUUUGAUGUUAUGAUACAUAUGAUAAGCCUAACAUUGAUAUUGCCAUAACAUUUAUGUUUUUUUAGUUCACAAUGUUGAGUGGAAAAGUGCCAUUCCAUGCAAAAACCACAGCAGAAUCGGCUAAUGACAUUAUUGCCAGAAUCCGAUCAGCUGAAUUCUCAUUUGAUGAUCCUGUAUUUGAAAAUGUUAGCGAUAUGGCCAAGGAUCUGAUUACUGGUAAGUGACAAAAUUAAACAAGAUAGUUUAAUCAUAAUGGUUUUGUAAAGAAAGUUAUUGCGGUUUUACCAAAAAUUUUUAAAUUUAGCUUUUGUAAAGAAAGUUAUUGCGGUUUUCAUAAAAUUUUCAAAACUAAAAUUUUUUGUAAAGAAAUUCUUCGCUUUUUAAGUGCAUUUAGAAAAACAUAGCGUAUUUUACCAAAAAACUUUGCAGGAUUACUAACAAUCGACCCAAAGAAACGACUAACUUUGGCUGAACUAUGCCGUCAUCCAUGGAUCAGCAUGCACAAGAAGAACAAUAUCCUAGCGGAAGUCAAACAACUACCUACUCCUACUUUGUUGCCAAGGUCGGCUGGUAAGUUGUUUUUGUUAUUACUUGACCUGUAAAGAGGCCGGUCCAAGCUUAAUUUCUCGGCCCAGACCUUUUCAAGUUUGGCUCAAGCCGGGUGAGCCCUUUUAGGUUUAGUUGUUAUGAGUGCAGAGAGGUGGAAAUGUGUUUAGCUGAGCAUUUUGGGGAAUUUUUGAUGAAAAUGGUUAGAGGGAUCAAGUUAAAGUUUUUGAAAUAAAAAUUUGGGGGGGAGGGGGAAGAUGGGGCAUGGACUGAAAAUUUUGAUAAUUGGAAAAUAAUCGAAAAAUGGGUGUAAGGUACCGCUACGACUGAUUAAAAAAAUUUUUUUCGGCUUUUACCCCCCCCCCCCCCUCUCUGAAAAAAUCUGUAGCGACGUCUCUGAAAACAGAAUCAACUAUAUAUUAGCUUCACUCCCAACUCUAACGAAUACAUUAUCAUUUUUCAGGCGAAUCCUUCAACGAAACCAUCACAGCCCUCUGGACCGCCAACAAAGCCGGCUUCCAUUUAAUGGACGUAACAACAGCACCAUUACUAGUCAAACGACGUGGCACAAAACGAACGAAUCAAGAUGCGAACGACGAAAAGAACGAUAACACAUUGGCAUCGGUUUCAGAACUCAACGAAGACCAUCAGAGACCAAGUACUCUGGAUAUUUAUGGAUCAGCGCCGAACUCGGCCGUUUUCACCGAAUAUAGGGAUACCAAGCCACCUGAACUCAAAUAUAGCCGCGACUGUCCACCUCAUGAGUAG
Messenger RNA from Bursaphelenchus okinawaensis, 4630 nucleotides. The record is from the annotation of a GenBank genome assembly. NCBI's taxonomy places the organism in Eukaryota, Metazoa, Nematoda, Chromadorea, Rhabditida, Aphelenchoididae.